Messenger RNA from Etheostoma cragini (Arkansas darter), 2085 nucleotides. RefSeq names its product calcium/calmodulin-dependent 3',5'-cyclic nucleotide phosphodiesterase 1B-like. Gene Ontology annotation, biological process: signal transduction. The coding region runs from base 173 to 1732 and encodes 519 amino acids. Lineage: Eukaryota; Metazoa; Chordata; Actinopteri; Perciformes; Percidae. The transcript is spliced from 14 exons. The record is from RefSeq and is a predicted model, not a curated record. Gene Ontology annotation, molecular function: 3',5'-cyclic-nucleotide phosphodiesterase activity.
AGAAGUGGGUGGGAGAGCUGAACAGAAGUCUGUCUUAGGACACACAAAGUUUGCAUUGGUGGUUUGGAGAACUUUUCUGCUUACAACUUCACUGCAACAACUUUCCUUUUUUGUCCUGUGUUUGUUUUUUUGUUUAACUCUGGGGUUCAUUAGGGCACAUUUUGAGUGUGGAAUGGCUGAACUGGUGCGAAUCCGUAAGAAACGUCUGCAAAUCCCCAUCUCUAGGCUGAGGAGCAUGCUGAAGCAGCUGGAGGAGACAGAUGUUGACUUUCAAGAAAUCAAAAAGAAUCUUGAUUUCACAGCGUCGUUACUGGAGGCAGUUUACCUCGAUGGAACAAGACAGUGUCUCGAGACCGAGGACGACCUACAGCAGCUGCAGUCAGAUGGCGUGCCUUCAGAGGUCACUGAUUGGCUGGCGUCUACCUUUACCCAGAGGGUUCGGCGGCCUGUACGACGCUCAGACGAGAAGCCCAAGUUCCGCAGCAUUGUGCAUGCAGUGCAGGCUGGGAUAUUUGUGGAGAGGAUGUUCAAGAGGGCCUACACGGCAGCCAUGCCAGACCAACCUGCAGCGGUCGUAAACUGCCUCAGGGAUGUUGACCGCUGGAGUUUUGACGUCUUUGCUCUGAACUCAGCCAGCUCUGAUCACGCUCUACGAUCUCUGUUAUUUGAACUGAUCACCAGAUAUGGCCUCAACAGCCGUUUUAAGAUCCCCAUCUUGUGUCUGACAGAGUUCCUGUCUGCACUGGAGAGAGGAUACUGCAAACACAACAACCCAUACCACAGCCUCGUCCAUGCUGCUGAUGUGACUCAGACACUGCACUGCCUGCUGCUGCGCUCUGGACUCGUGCACUGGCUGACAGAGCUUGAGGUGAUGGCGUCACUAUUUGCUGCAGCCAUCCAUGACUAUGAACACACAGGAACAACAAACAACUUUCACAUCCACACAAAGUCAGAGUUUGCAUUGAUCUACAAUGAUCGAUCGGUACAGGAAAGCCAUCACCUGAGUGCAGCAUUUCGCCUGCUGCAGGAUGACCAAAUGAACAUCUUCACAAACUUGACAAAAGAGGAAUGGAUGGAACUGCGAUCACUUGUCAUAGAGAUGGUGUUGUCCACAGACAUGUCCUCCCACCUACUCCAAGUCAAAGGGAUCAAAUCCUGUCUUCAGCAACAAGAACGGAUUGAUAAGCCCAAAGCACUGUCUCUGUUACUCCACACGGCUGACAUAAGCCAUCCGUCCAAGCCCUGGGCGCUGCACUCUCGCUGGACCAAAGCCCUGAUGGAGGAGUUUUUCAGGCAGGGUGAUAGAGAGGCAGAGCUCGGCCUUCCCUUCUCUCCUCUUUGUGAUCGAAAAAGCACCCUGGUAGCCGAGUCUCAGAUUGGGUUCAUAGACUUCAUUGUGUAUCCUACAUUCUCUCUGCUGACUGACAUGGCUGAAAAGAUUGUCAUUCCUUUGGUGGAAGAGAACCCAGGGCCACCUGACCCCUGCAACAGACACAGUAAUCUGUGGAAGGAGAGCUCCAGAGGCCUGCAGUGGAGUCUCGCUCAUAUCACGGCUGAGCUGGUGAGCUUUCGCUCCACUUGGACGCGACACACCGAGGACAACAAGCUCAAAUGGAAGGAAAGUGGCUCCAAUGGAUUUUCAGACCCCAGUGUGACAAAAGGGCAGAGAUCCAGCCAAGAGGAGCUGUCAGAAAAGUCCCUUCAAGACCCCACUGCAGAUUCAAAACAGUAAAAAAGGACAUGUUUCCUAGGAAGGUUAACUGAGGUGAUGCUGAAUCACUGUUUGUAACAAAACUACAGUGCCCUCUUAUGACAUGAGUGAGGGAGGCGGAGGGAGGGGGGUAGGGGUGUUUUAAGGUAACAUCAUCUUCCCAAGGUAAGAUGCUUUACAUUCACAGACAUGUCCUAACGUCUUAUUUCAAGGAUAGUAUACUGUGCUAAUUUAUAUGCAGAAGUGUACAUGCUGGCCAUGUUAUACAGUAUCUUGCAUGUUAUUAAUUUAAUUUGCCACCAACACUUGUAAUGAACCUUUAUUAGUUUGACUUGUACACAUAUAUUUAACCAUGCAAUAAACAUUGAAUAUAG